ACUAAAAAGCUAAAAGCUAAGAUAAAAAUGAAACUUUUCUGUGUUUUUUUAUCAUUUGUCUUUGUAAAUGUUAUAGCAGAUAUAAGGCAAUAUAUGAUGGCGGUUUUCAUUACAAACAGACACAUACAGCUAGCUUUUGAACACAACACUAUUCAGAUUGGAAAUGGUUUGGAGCGUGUAAUUAAAACAAUGGUUUAUGAUAAUGCAUACUUGAUGGACGAAAUUAGUGUUAUGAUCGCUAUACCUGAAUAUGCAAACCUUAACGACAUACAGCAAUCCACAAAUUACCAAACACUUAUGCAAAAUGAAAUAGCAGUGCAAUUAUCUCUUCCUGUGCCUGAAUUUCCAAACCAAAAUUUUGGAAAUCUAAAUUUAAGACAACUUGGAGAAGAGAGAAGAUUUUUUACUGCAGAAGCUUUAAAAAAUAUAACCAUCAGGGCUUUAGACGGACUCGAACCAGGUGUCACUCUAAAACAGUUGUGUCGUAUCAUAGGAGUAUGGACGAGUACACAAAUCCCAAAUUUAUUUAUAACAUCUACCAAUGUUGAACCUUAUAGUGUUUGUGCCUUAGAAGAUGAAGAAGGUCAUGUUGUAAAAUACAGAUCAUUUGAGGGCAUAUAUUGGCAAGUAGACGUCACUGACAUUGAUCUUCAAAUAAUACAACUUAGAAACCUAGUGAUGGCUACCAACAAUAGUAAUUAUUAAGAUCAGGAUCUAAAAGCAUAACUCUUCUAAAAUAAUAUAAUAUAUUACAUAACACUGGUGUUAUUAUAUUUAAAUAGUUUUUAAUAAAAUUAUCAAAUAAUUUGAUGAAUGUCAUAAACAGUUUUGCUAAUAAUUAUAAAUUAAUACAUCUGUUGCUUA
This is a messenger RNA of Adelges cooleyi (spruce gall adelgid), 864 nucleotides long. RefSeq lists its product as uncharacterized. The record is from RefSeq and is a predicted model, not a curated record. Lineage: Eukaryota; Metazoa; Arthropoda; Insecta; Hemiptera; Adelgidae. Bases 28 to 705 code for a protein of 225 amino acids. The transcript has 11 exons.